GGGAGUGUGAGUGAGCGAGGCGGCGGCGCCGGGCAGGGGAUCCCGGCAGGCCCGGGAGGAGGCCGCGCUCCUUCUCUCCCGCCAUGGCCGACAACGAGAAACUGGAUAACCAACGGCUGAAGAACUUCAAGAACAAAGGCCGCGACCUGGAGACUAUGAGAAGACAACGAAAUGAAGUUGUCGUGGAGUUAAGAAAGAACAAGAGAGAUGAACACCUGUUAAAGAGAAGAAAUGUACCCCAUGAAGAUAUCUGUGAAGAUUCAGAUAUAGAUGGUGAUUUCAGAGUGCAAAACACCUCAUUGGAGGCAAUAGUUCAGAAUGCUUCAAGUGACAACCAGGGUAUCCAGUUAAGUGCAGUGCAGGCUGCAAGGAAGCUUCUUUCCAGUGAUCGCAAUCCACCGAUUGAUGACUUAAUAAAAUCUGGAAUACUACCUAUUUUAGUGCACUGUCUUGAAAGAGAUGACAAUCCUUCUUUACAGUUUGAAGCUGCAUGGGCUUUGACAAACAUUGCAUCUGGAACCUCUGAACAAACACAGGCUGUAGUUCAAUCUAAUGCUGUGCCACUUUUUCUGAGGCUGCUGCAUUCACCCCAUCAAAAUGUGUGUGAGCAAGCAGUAUGGGCUUUAGGCAAUAUCAUAGGUGAUGGACCCCAGUGUCGAGAUUAUGUUAUUAGUCUUGGAGUGGUGAAACCUCUGCUGUCCUUCAUCAGUCCAUCUAUUCCCAUAACAUUCUUAAGGAAUGUUACUUGGGUCAUGGUCAACUUAUGCCGUCACAAAGACCCACCUCCACCGAUGGAAACCAUUCAGGAGAUCCUUCCAGCCCUCUGUGUUUUAAUUCACCACACAGAUGUAAAUAUAUUGGUAGAUACAGUCUGGGCCCUCUCCUACCUAACGGAUGCUGGCAAUGAACAGAUCCAGAUGGUGAUAGACUCUGGAAUAGUCCCUCAUUUGGUUCCCCUUCUGAGCCACCAAGAAGUUAAAGUGCAAACUGCUGCACUCAGAGCUGUAGGCAACAUUGUUACUGGUACUGAUGAACAGACACAAGUAGUUCUGAAUUGUGAAGCUCUUUCACACUUCCCAGCACUGCUGACACAUCCCAAAGAAAAAAUUAAUAAGGAAGCCGUAUGGUUCCUAUCUAACAUCACUGCAGGAAACCAGCAGCAAGUUCAGGCGGUGAUAGAUGCUAACCUUGUUCCAAUGAUAAUACACCUUUUAGAUAAGGGUGAUUUUGGUACACAGAAAGAAGCUGCUUGGGCUAUAAGCAACUUAACAAUCAGUGGAAGAAAAGAUCAAGUGGCAUAUCUAAUUCAACAAAAUGUAAUUCCUCCCUUUUGCAACUUGUUAACAGUAAAAGAUGCUCAAGUUGUACAAGUAGUGCUGGAUGGACUAAGUAAUAUAUUAAAAAUGGCUGAAGAUGAAGCGGAGACCAUAGCCAAUCUUAUAGAAGAGUGUGGAGGGCUGGAGAAAAUUGAACAGCUACAAAAUCAUGAAAAUGAAGACAUCUACAAACUGGCUUAUGAGAUCAUUGAUCAAUUCUUCUCUUCAGAUGAUAUUGAUGAAGAUCCUAGCCUUGUUCCAGAGGCAAUACAAGGUGGAACAUUUGGUUUCAAUUCAUCUGCCAAUGUACCAGCAGAAGGGUUCCAGUUUUAGAGUGAUAUUUUGGCAGUUAGGUACAAUGCAGCACUGAAUAAAAAAUGGUUUGACCCAUC
Emys orbicularis (European pond turtle) is the source of this 1708-nucleotide messenger RNA. RefSeq names its product karyopherin subunit alpha 4 (gene KPNA4). The record is from RefSeq and is a predicted model, not a curated record. The transcript has 17 exons. NCBI's taxonomy places the organism in Eukaryota, Metazoa, Chordata, Testudines, Emydidae. Bases 84 to 1649 code for a protein of 521 amino acids. Gene Ontology annotation, biological process: NLS-bearing protein import into nucleus. Gene Ontology annotation, cellular component: cytoplasm; nucleus. Gene Ontology annotation, molecular function: nuclear import signal receptor activity; protein binding.